GUCUGGUGAGCUAACGUUAGCUUGGUAUCAUUAGCCGUUAGCAGCUAAGGCUAACGGUAGGACACAGACAGCGGUCAAACGUACGAGACAAACAAGUUCACUCCGUAACGGACGUAUGAUGUUACUGAGUAUCGAAAUGUAACUCCAAACCGAAAUAUGUCACAUGUCAGUGAAAAACGUCUGAAAACGGUGAAAUGAUCUCACAGUCGCCUCUUAUCCCCGGACUCCUGCUCCUGUCCCGAGCUCCCGAGUCUCAGGUGACAACUGCAGACAGAGCGCUCAGCACGAUGGAGAUUCCAGUAUUUACGCUGGAUGCCUUCACUAAUCUACCAUUCAAAGGAAACCCCGCAGCAAUAUGUCCACUCAUGCAUGAGCUGAGUGAUGAUUUGUAUCAGAAGAUAGCAGUGGAGAUGAACCUAUCAGAAACUGCUUUCAUCACCAGGAUCAACCCCUCUGAUGAUUUCACUACAGGAUCAAGGUUUCGCCUCCGAUGGUUUACACCAACCACUGAAGUGAAUCUGUGUGGUCAUGCUACUCUGGCCUCUGCAGCAGUGCUGUUCCAGCAUAAGAAGAAUGUGAAUCCUGUACUGGUGUUUGAGACCAAGAGUGGAGAUCUGGCUGUUACCAAGCAGGGGGACGGUUACAUCAUGGACUUUCCUCUUAACCCACCCACCCAGAAGGAUCCAAAUGAGUUCAGAGACAUCAUCAAGGCGGCAGUUGGAAACCACCCAGUUCAGGAUGUUCAUCUGAGCUCCAACACUAAGAAACUGAUGGUUCGACUGGCUGACAGCUGUGACAGGUCAGUGCUAACCAGUCUGAAAGUUGACCCUGUAGCUCUUCAGAGCAGUGAGAGGAGUGGAAGAGUCAAAGGGCUGAUCCUCACCAUGAAAGGGUCUCCAGACUGCCAGCCGGGAUACGACUUCUACUCCAGAUACUUUGCUCCAUGGAAUGGUAUCCCAGAGGAUCCUGUCACUGGGUCGGCCCACACCGUUCUAGGUAGCUACUGGUCUAAGAAACUAGGAAAGAAGAAAAUGCUGGCUUACCAGUGCUCCAGUCGAGGUGGGGAGCUGGAACUGGAAGUGAAAGACGACGGAAGAAUCAACAUAACUGGACAAACCGUCACUGUACUGCAGGGAACAAUCACACUGUAGUUACAGACACAUGCAAGCAGAGGGUUUGAGAUGCCAAGACAGUCAACAUGCACCUGUCCAGAGAAGCAGACGAAUGCUUUGUACCAUUUAAUAAAAAUGGGAUGAAUUUAAAUAAAAAAACAAAACAGACUCAAGUGCAGACUGCUCAAUCUAAAUAUCAGAACAUCAAUUAGCUAACCAACAAAAGAACGUUGCACAUUUUGUUCAGAUUUGUAUUAUUUAUUCACGUAACACUACAACAAAAAUUACAAUAUAAAUAAAAAAAAACAAAUGCAACAACAAAACAUGUAAAUUCAGAGGCUGUGUUGGAAGUAAAACAGAUCAGUGGUAGAAUCACAGUUGGCCUGGUUUUCGGUACGUCAUCUGUAACGCUCUGCUCACAUUAAGGAGGCAAAAAAAAAAAAA
This is a messenger RNA of Seriola dumerili (greater amberjack), 1556 nucleotides long. It is a transcript of the gene pbld, whose product is annotated as phenazine biosynthesis like protein domain containing. The coding region runs from base 195 to 1151 and encodes 318 amino acids. Gene Ontology annotation, molecular function: isomerase activity. The transcript is spliced from 11 exons. Lineage: Eukaryota; Metazoa; Chordata; Actinopteri; Carangiformes; Carangidae. Gene Ontology annotation, cellular component: cytoplasm. The record is from RefSeq and is a predicted model, not a curated record. Gene Ontology annotation, biological process: biosynthetic process.